GGGCCGAAAGUGUCUUUCGAGCGGAUCCUCGGAGUAGUAGAAGAAGAUCUCGGCGGAAAAAAAAAAAAAAGCUUGUGGUUUGGUUUGGUUUUUUUUUUCCUCCCCUCCGGUUCGUUGGCCUGUCUUCAUUUCCUCGCCUGCAAACCCACCACCCCGUCCUUCCUUCCCCCCCCCCCCCCCCCCCCCGUUUUCCCCCCCCCCCCCUUCAAUCCAACAUGAAAGCGAUCAGCCCGGUGCGGUCGGUCAGGAGCUGCUACGAAGCCGUGUGUUGCGUGUCGGAUCAGAGCCUCGCCAUCGCCCGGGGCAGCAGUAACAAGAGUCCGGCUUUGGAGGAACCCAUGAGCAUCCUCUACGACAUGAACGAUUGCUACUCCAAGCUGCGGGAGUUGGUGCCGGGCAUUCCGCAAGGCAGUAAAGUCAGCCAGGUGGAAAUCUUGCAACACGUCAUCGAUUACAUCUUCGAUCUCCAGAUCGUGCUGGAGGAGCAGGCGAAGAAGGGGCAGGAUCCCUCGAGCGAGGCUUCUCUGCUCUCUUUAAAAGCAGCUGAACUUGCAUCGGAACUGUGCUCAAAGGAGGAACGAACCCUUUGCCACCACUAAAAAGGCUGAAACAGGCUGCAGGUGUGGGAUCCUGACACUGGGUUCUCUCCAGCGAAAGAAAAGGGGGAGGAAAAAAAAAAAGAAAGGAGGAAAAAAAAUAAAAGACCUUGACUGGAGAAAGAAUCAGCUUGUUCCGAAACUGGGCAUCUUCCCCUAAAUGGACUGGACUUCCCUUCCCUCACUGCCUUUAUCUUCCAGAUAAACUGUGGAACGAGAUCACCCCAAGGCAGAUUUCUGGACUCUGGCUUCCAAUAACAACUUAAAAAAAAAAAAAAAAACUUCUGUGUUACUUUUUAUCUUCCAUCAGCCUGAAAAGGAGAAGAAACUGCAGGCCAGAAGUUAGGGGUGCUGGAGGCGGGAGUGGGGAGAAAAGCAACUUGCCUUUUAUUGUCAAAUUACUCAUUGGAUUUUGCUGCAUUGCACAAGAAGGAACUUGGUAUCCUAAAGCAGUUUUUUUGACAAAAGGUAGAAGAAGAAAGGAGGGGGGGAGGAAUCCCUCUUUGAGCCACCAGAUUUGUACUGCACAUUGUUUGGGUUGAGGAGAGCUUAAAAAGAAUAUGUGGACUUCAUACUUUCAGAGUUUGCAAUGCUUUGGUGUAAGAGAUCUAUUGAGAGAGAGCUGUUUUUUGCUCUUUUUUUCCUAAAAAAAGAAAUGAAGCAAAAAAAUAAUAAUAAUGCAGAUAACGCAGCUUGUUUGUAUAUUUUGGAUUAUAGUUUUUUAACUUCAGUUUGGGGGGGUGGGGCGGGAAGGGAUGUUAAGACUAUGAAAACUGAACUCACUGGAGGUUGGUUGAGCCUCAUGAGUUAAAUUGUUGAACUCUAUAAUAGAGAUGACAUAUGUACCUUUUUUUUUGGCAGGAAGGUGAAUUUCUGUUUCCGAGAAUUGUACUUGCUUUGUGUAAAAAAAAAAAAAAACAACCAAAAAAACUUUUUAUAAAAGUUUCUUAAUAAAUUUUAAACUUUUUUUUUAAA
Pantherophis guttatus is the source of this 1571-nucleotide messenger RNA. RefSeq names its product inhibitor of DNA binding 3 (gene ID3). NCBI's taxonomy places the organism in Eukaryota, Metazoa, Chordata, Lepidosauria, Squamata, Colubridae. Gene Ontology annotation, molecular function: protein dimerization activity; transcription regulator activity. Gene Ontology annotation, biological process: circadian regulation of gene expression; cell differentiation; negative regulation of transcription by RNA polymerase II. The record is from RefSeq and is a predicted model, not a curated record. Gene Ontology annotation, cellular component: nucleus; cytoplasm.